This is a messenger RNA of Pseudomyrmex gracilis, 3058 nucleotides long. It is a transcript of the gene fng, whose product is annotated as fringe glycosyltransferase. The transcript has 9 exons. Gene Ontology annotation, biological process: regulation of Notch signaling pathway. The record is from RefSeq and is a predicted model, not a curated record. Lineage: Eukaryota; Metazoa; Arthropoda; Insecta; Hymenoptera; Formicidae. The coding region runs from base 638 to 1870 and encodes 410 amino acids. Gene Ontology annotation, molecular function: O-fucosylpeptide 3-beta-N-acetylglucosaminyltransferase activity. Gene Ontology annotation, cellular component: membrane.
AUGUGAUCAGUCGACGGGCCGUCGCGCGCCGAGCAACAGUGGAACGUUGGUUCUGCGCAAGAAUCGAAUUUCGUGUCACGCGCCACAUACUUCCGAGACGUUGACAACUCAACGCACUGUUUCCGUUCCUCGAUGAAGUACGCAACCGUGAUAAUAAACGCGCACCGAUUCGACAGCUGGAAUAGCGUUCGAAGAACGGAUACGCACGAAGGUAGAUGCGGCACGUGAAUGUUAUUUGUUGAUGUUUUCGUGUCUCAAUAAAGCGCGAGGACUCGAUAACAUUACUCACGUGCGAAAAGAAAUCAUUCGGAGAAUGAAGACGAUUUAAACGCCGGUGUUGAAAUUUAUUUGCGCGCGAAAUCGAUAUGUAUGAAAUUGUCACUCGGAAGUGAUAAACGAAAAGAAACACUUGUGCGCACACAAAAUGAGGACGCGUGAUCGCGCGUGAUUUUAACGAAGACAAGAUCAGAGAUUUCGAUUCAAAAUUGUGUGAAACAAACGGGUAGUAAUUUCGGAGCAAAUCGUGCGCGCGCGCGCGCGACGUGAAGUUGUCGUCGCGGGGUAGUUGUGUCACGUGAUAAUUCUCCCCGCGGAAGAAGACUGAAAUUCGCGCGAGUCUGUCGCGGCGAGGUGUGUUAUGGUCCGCGUGCAGUUUUCAUUCGCGGAACGAAACAAGGGCGGCGAUGAAGCGACGUGGUUGCCGGUGAGCGAUCCCGGUGAGGAUAAAUGCGCGGCGGAACAAGUGUGGCCCUGCAAUUUCACUAGCCCCCAGGCACCUCGUUCGGCGCUCGUUGGCGCGGGGCACGCUACCACCGGUAUGAUUCCACGGGGUUUGUCGAGACGCGGCCUCCAGGCACUAGUCCUCGUAAUCGCCACUGCCUACGCAACGAUUCUCCUCUACCAGGCUGUUGCACAACGCCAGUGGAUCGACGAGAUCAACGUGGCGGAUGCAAGCAGCCGAAGUGUGAUGGUGGAAGUGCCGGCGUCGAGGAAGCUAAUCGGCGAUGAGUCGCCGGUGACGCCUCCGGUGGCUACGGCGACCGUCGCUCCGUUUGUCACAAGUCUCGACAACGUGUUUAUCAGCGUCAAGACCACCAAGCACUAUCAUCAUUCGCGUCUGCCGGCCAUCAUCGACACGUGGUUCCAAUUCGCCAAGAAUCAGACCUGGUUCUUCACCGACAGAGAUGAUCCGUAUUUUCAAAACCAAACCAACGGCCACAUGAUCAAUACCAAGUGCUCGUCUUCGCACAAUCGGCGGGCCCUUUGCUGUAAGAUGUCCGUGGAAUUCGACCGAUUUCUCGACAGCGGCCGAAAGUGGUUCUGUCACUUCGACGACGACAACUACGUGAACGUGCCGCGCCUGUUGAAACUCCUGGACAAUUAUAAUCCGCGCGAGGAUUGGUACCUCGGCAAGCCCUCGAUACCUGCGCCCUUGGAGAUUAACAGACAAGGACCGGAGCCGCAAAAGCGACCGCAAAAGGUGAAGUUCUGGUUCGCCACAGGCGGCGCCGGAUUCUGCAUCAGUCGCGCAUUGGCGCUGAAGAUGACACCGAUUGCCGGUGGCGGAAAGUUCAUCACCGUUGGUGACAGAAUUAGAUUACCGGACGACGUCACGAUGGGAUAUAUCAUCGAGUAUCUUCUAAAAAAGCAACUCACAGUGGUGGAGCAGUUUCACUCGCAUUUGGAGCCAAUGAAGUUUCUGAACAAGGAUACUUUCCAUGAGCAGGUGUCUUUCAGUUAUUCUAAAGGACCGAGAGACGAAUGGAAUAUCCUGAAGAUCGACGGUUUCGAUAUGAAGAACGACCCAAAAAGAUUUAAAUCCAUCCAUUGCCACUUGUUUCCGUACGUAUCCUACUGCCCGCACAGAUGAUGAAGAUCAGUGCGACGAACGUAUGUAAUUGAAAAAACAAAGCAAAAGAAAGCAAAUAGAGCGAUUUCUUGUUGUUAGACAAAAUUAUAAGGGAGGCACCAAUGGCAAACUUUUAUUUUGUUUGUGUAGAAUUUUUUAUCCACUAAUAACAUUUUAUUUUUGUGAAAAAGUUUUGUGUCUUUUUUCAACUUGUAAAAGAAAAAAACGCAUGUGUUAAAAGUAACAUUACGGGGCUAUGAUUCUUGUUGAUCCGAGGAAUGUACAUAAAGGCAGGUAAAGUUUUGUCAUUGAUGUUUCAUAAUCACUGAUCUGUGUAAUUAAUACUUACAUGUAGGUAAAAAUUGGCGAGGAAAUAGAAGAAUAAGAAGAAACACGGUAAGCAAGAAUGAUAAAAAAUAGAACUACAACGUAUUUCUUGUAUUUUUUUCUUUUUUCGCGAGAAUGGGAAUUUACAAUCUCGCGCAGACGCAUAAAACAGCUGUGCAAUACACAAUAUAGAACAUUCUUGUACAUAAGAUAAGCUUGUACAUAUAUACAUAUAUAACGUAACUGUGUAAUUCACUGAGACGGCCUCGUCGCGUGAAAUGAAAUUAAGCUAGUCCUUUGCAGAAAGACAAACAGUUGUAUAUAAUGUGAUAUUUACCGCGUGCUAGUGCUCACUUGGAUGUACGUACAUGUGUAUAAUCUUCAAUCUCUCAUAUAUAUUAUAUUAUAUUAUAUUAUCGUAUAUAUGCAUGUAUGUGUGUGUAUAUACGUAUGUGCAUAUAUAUAUAUAUAUAAAACACACAUAAAAAAAAAAAAUAGAAGAGUUUUGCAUUUCACUCUCCUAGGUAUCUUAUCUAAAUUUUCUUGGUAUCUUCUAGAAUAUUUAUAAGUCGAAUCUUAAAUAUUUGUGUGCAAUAUGAAAUAUUAUACGAGUUGUUUAUUUUCAAAAUAUAAUAUAAUGCCAGAUCGCUUUCGAUUCUUUGCAGACACAAUUGAACAGAAAAUGUGUAUUAAUUAAUUAUAUAUAAUUCAUAAUAUAAUUAAUAAUACAAUUAAUUCCAUAUAAUAUGUAUAAUUAUUUUAUAUAAUUUAUGUAUGAUUCUAUGCAUCAAUUUCUCUAGCUAAAAGUAUCAAAAAAAUAACUUCAAUUUGAAAAUACUAGCACAACACAGGCGCGCGCUACGCGCACGCUAUUGUUAUUUU